GACAUAAUUUUUUUUCACUAUCUUCUGAGUCAUGUAGAGCUGGUUGCUUUCAAUAAUCACUCUUGUAAACCACUUAAAAUAUUACAUGAGCGUUCGGAGUGUGUAUCCAAUUUUUUUUUUCAAACUAAACUUUACUUUUACAAUAGUUCAAUGUUGUCGUUCCGUUGCUAACGGUUGCUAAGUAAUGUAACUGUACAGCAAUAUCGAUACCAACUGUCACUGCAAUUAACAUUCUAACUGCGUAAUAACUGUGGUCUCGCUUAACUCCUUACUUUUUUCCUUAAGUUGUGAUAUUAAUAAAAGCAUUGGUGCAACAUCUGAGUCGCCUACUACAGUUGAUCCCUGACUUCAGUAUAAUUGUGAUCCUGCGGAAAUUCUGCAGCCGGCAGUGAUGGGUCUGCUGGAGAAGCUAUCGGUGUGGCUGGGCGGGGGGCGUGUGGAGGCGACGGUGCUGGUGCUGGGGCUGGACAACAGCGGGAAGAGCUCGCUGCUGCAUGCGCUUCGUAGUGCAGACCAGCGCCCACAACACGACGCUGACCACUUCACCAGCGGCGGUGUGACGUUCCGCGCGCACGACGUGUCGGGCGCGGCUCGGCACCGCGCGCUCUGGGAGCGUCACUUCGCUCGAGCACACGCGCUCGUCUUUGUCGUCGACGCGGCCGACCAUCUGCGCCUCGUGGUGGCGCGUGAAGAGUUGCAGCUGGCGCUGGCACACCCCGAGCUGCGCGCGCGCCGCGUGCCGCUUCUCGUGCUCGCUAACAAGAGCGACGACCCGCACGCGCUGCCCGCCGCACACGUUGCCGCAGCGCUGGGCUUGGAGCGCAUCAGCGACAAGCCAUGGCACGUGUGCGCUACGAGCGCGGUGUCGGGCGGUGGGCUGGCCGGUGGAGUGGCGUGGCUCGCGCGGCAGUUGCGCGACGCGGCGCUACAGCAGCGUCGUUAAGCCUCAAACGUCACAGCACACGGAAAACGUCACACCGAACGGAACACGGAACACUGCACGGAACAUGUCACACUGCGCGGAACACGUCACGUCGCCGUGUCACCGCCCCCGGUGUGAAGUCUUCUCUACAGUUUUAUCAUAUAACGCCAAAGACUUCUAUGUACUUCUAGAACGGCAAUUCAGAAAUAAAACAGCUGCAGAUCGCGCGGGCGCGAGCGGGUAGCUAUCACGGUUUUAUAAGCGACGUUGUUGUAUUUUCAUUAACAAAUUUACGACAGUUAUUGUUUUAGGUAAAUAGAAAAUAAAGAUACAUAUUUUCCUGAAAUAAACUUUUUGAGGCGAAAACCUCUUUGGAAUCGUAGUGAUUUGAAACUCGAUAAAACGAAAAAGCGACGCUAAAAAGAGACAAACAUACAUAUUAGCCUGUCAGAGAAUGAGAUAGAAUACAGUUUAGAAAACGACAGUAGCCCAACGGCAGGGUGCGGACCGCGAACUCAAAAGAUUAUAGGUUCGAAUCCACCAUUCAACUACUGUCGUGAACCACUAACACAAGCAUUUUCAGCUUAUUAGUAGUGGUUAAAGGGAAUAUUAGUUAUGUUAAUAGGAUUGCUAAUAUUAAAAAUAAAUACAGUGUUUAGUAAAAAAAAAUUAACUGUUAAAAUUAACAGUAUAAAAAAUUAAUAAAAUUAACUAUAUUGAAUAUAAUUAUCAUACCCAUUCCAUUCAUAACAAUGCGCGAAUUAAUAUCAAAGUUUAAAUCAAAGUUUGUCAAUAAACAAGUUUAAACGUUUUAUUAAAUAAAGAAUAAUUAUACAAAAAAGGUUAUUAUAAUAUCAAGAAAUACAUGAAUGAAAAUAACACCUGGGAAUGAGGUGAUCGCCAACUGUGCUGCAUCUAUUAAAAUUCAUUUAAAAAUUGUACAAGCAAUGUGAAAAAUUCUGAAAGUUUAGUUUUCUCAAGGUUUUUCACUUCUACCGCGUGUGAACUGCACACAGUCAUGUAUUUUGUUGGUUUUCUUAACCACAGUAAACAAAAUCAGUGUUACAUUGUUGAAUACGACAUUCGCGGUUUACCAUAUUCAGAACUAGUGUUCUCGUCCGUUCGUAGUAGACUAUAGAAGUUACGGAGAGUUGACCGUAAUUUUGUGCGCAUUGUAUUAAGACUGCAGAUGCCGUCUAAUAGCAUACACAGAAGUCUUUGUAUACUUUAUAUUUAAUUUUCUUAAUAUGUAGAUAUUAUGUAAUUGUUAUAAAUGAAUGGUUUAUUCGUAAAACACAAUACUACGUACAAAGAAAUUGAAACAGUUUACAAAUCAGGAAAAAACAAUAUAGUUACAAAUAAACCUAGCAAGCUAACAGCAUAGCAAAGUGGCGAAGCAAUCAGCUUUGUAGCGGUUUCUAACGGUUGCCGUUGAGCAAUUAGUUUCAAAAUAGGAGGUUCAGAUGCCUGGGUGAUCAGUAAUCGAUUGCUGAAAACAGAAUUUGAAAAUUCAAAACCGUUCUCGAGAUAAUCGUGAGACAGACGAACAGACGGACAGACGGACAGACAUCGUGAAAUCAAUAAGUGACUUCGCAAGCUUCGCCACUUAAUAAUUAUGAUGUCCUCCAGACCGAAUGAUGGUCACGGUACAGUGCCCGAGUGUUAUGUACAGGGUUAUUUUGCAAUAACCGGCGAAAUUUGCAGAUAAGGUUUAGAAUAAGUAAAGUUUAGAAUAAAAAAACAUGCGUGAGUGUCGUGGAACACUCGGUUGGAACGAAGUUUCUUUCAAAGUAUAUUAUUAUUGAUAAACGUAUUAUAUUAUUGAUUAACAAAUAUAAAUUAAUUAAUUAUUAGCGUCUAUUAAAAUAAAGCGUCAUUUAAAAUAAAAUACACUAUGACACAAGAGGUCAUCAUCAUUCAUCACUACAGCCCUUCACAAGUCCCAAGGAAUGCCACAAAGCACGGUCCUGAGCCAACUGCAUCCAUCGACUUCCUGCAUAUCUAUGUACGUGGUAGAGCCAUGCUGCAGCUAUAUUAGUUGUAUAGUUGUAGCACGAAUGGGUCGGCUCGACCGGGGAAGGACCACGCUCUCACAGAAUACCAGCGUCAAAUAGCAGCUUAACCCUGCUGUGUUUCGUAUGGUGAGUGUAGAGAACCGGAGACCCUUUUUACUGGAAAAGAGGCAUUCCAUCUUAGUCCUCACGGGUGACAACGCAUCUGCAUUUUGAUUCGCAAACGAAGAUAAAUGUAGAUGUCUAUGGGCCACAGCAACCACUUACCAUCAGGUGGACUGUGUGCUCGUAUGUCACCCUAUCCUAUAAAAAAAAAAAAAGUAAAAAAAAAUAUCUUACCAGGUCGUCACUCCAUCUAGUGGGGGGACACCCUACACUUCGCCUGCCGGUACCAGGCUGCCACUCGAGAACCUUUCUUCCCCAUCGGUUGUCGGUUCUUCGAGCUAUAUGGCCGGCCCAUUGCUACUUCAGCUUACUAAUCCGUUGGGCUAUGUCGGUCACUCUGGUUCUACUGCGGAUAUCCUCAUUUCUGAGUUUAUCACGCAGAGAAACUUUGAGCAUAGCCCUCUCCAUAGCUCGCUGAGCGACCUUGAGCUUCCUCAUCCGGCCAGCAGGGGUAGUGACGAAAAAAUCUUACACUUUUUGUCGCCUAGCUCCCGUUUGGUGGAUGCCAAACCCGUACCGUCCGAUAAGGAACUUCGUUCCAAAAAAAAUCUCUAAUAUACUCUCCUUUUUAUCUUUUAAAUUCAAAAUGCGUGGUAAUGCAUUAUUUAUCUGAUUUUAUUGCGCACGCACACAUUCGUAAGGGUCGAUCGGUAGGCAAAAAUGUUGUUGCACAUAAAUCACAUUCAAUUUGUCGUUGCUGCUGGUGAUAAGAGGGCUGGUUCUUUCCUCGCUCAAAGGCUAAAUAUAGCCAUUCAGCGGGGAAACGCAGCCAGCGUUCUUGGCACGAUACCGCGGGGAGUAGGACUAUAUGAUAAUUAAGUUUCUAGUUUUAGUUUUUUUUUGUAUUAUUAUUAUUACUGUCAAAUAAUAAAUUUGAGAUAAUUUCAAAUAAAAUUAGAAGCCGU
Molecule: messenger RNA, 4004 nt
Organism: Parnassius mnemosyne (clouded apollo)
Lineage: Eukaryota; Metazoa; Arthropoda; Insecta; Lepidoptera; Papilionidae
Source: the annotation of a GenBank genome assembly